Solanum verrucosum is the source of this 1131-nucleotide messenger RNA. Its product is annotated as F-box/kelch-repeat protein At1g80440-like. Gene Ontology annotation, molecular function: protein binding. The record is from RefSeq and is a predicted model, not a curated record. Gene Ontology annotation, biological process: regulation of phenylpropanoid metabolic process; negative regulation of cytokinin-activated signaling pathway. NCBI's taxonomy places the organism in Eukaryota, Viridiplantae, Streptophyta, Magnoliopsida, Solanales, Solanaceae. Bases 49 to 1131 code for a protein of 360 amino acids. The transcript has a single exon.
UACACACACACUCUAUCCCAAUUUGUUAAUUUCUUCUAUCUUUUCUUCAUGGAUCUUCUUCCGGGUCUUCCUAAUGAUAUUGCUCUUGAAUGUCUAAUUCGUCUUCCUCUCCAUCAAUUCUCUAAAGCUGCUUCUGUAUGCACCAACUGGAAAACCGAGAUCAAGCAUCCCCUGUUUCGACAACGUCGGAAAGAAUCGGGUCUUACCCGACCCGUUUUCGUAUUAGCCCAAGCCAUGGUUACUACCAUUCGAAAACCUUAUGGCAUUACCAGCCUUUCAUCUACUCAGUUCUAUAGACUCACCCUUUAUGAUCCGGAAAGGGGAUGUUGGUACGAUUUGCCGCCGAUACCGGAGUUAAUUGAUGGAUUGCCCAUGUUUUGCCGGGUUGUAGGAGUCGGGUCGGAUGUAAUGGUGAUAGGCGGGUGUGACCCGGUUAAUUGGAGGGUUAUGGACUCUGUUUUCAUCUACAAUUUCGUAUCCGGUUCGUGGCGUCGUGGGGCGGAUAUGCCGGGAGGACAGAGGCUUUUUUUUGGAUGUGCGUCGGAUUCGGAGAGAUUUGUGGUUGUCGCCGGCGGACAUAACGACGAGAAGAAUGCGCUGAGAUCGGCUCUGUUGUACGACGUGGCGGAAGAUGAGUGGAUUACGCUGCCGGAAAUGGCCUUUGAGCGUGACGAGUGCAAGUGCGCAUUUCACCGCGGUGAAUUCCACGUCAUCGGAGGCUAUCCUACGCAUGCACAAGGUCAAUUCCAGCGCAGCGCUGAGGUGUUCAACUCCGCCACAUCCCGGCAGUGGCACCUGGAGGAGGACUUCCUGGGUGCCGACACGUGUCCCCAGACCUGCAUAGAAGGCGACGACGGGAGACUAUACAUGUGCCGAGACGGUGCCGUGGUCGUAAAGAUUGACGCCACGUGGAAACACGUGGCGAAACUGCCAGGUGGAGUAUCCAACGGGGCGUAUCUGACAGCGUGGCAGGGGAAGUUGUUAGCAGUGGGAAAUUCAAUAUUAGAUGAAAUUCAGAGUAGUUAUGAACUUGAUGUGAAUAGUGAGAGUAAAGAGAAGACAUGGAGAAAAUUGGAUACUCCAAAUGAAUACUGUGGACAUGUUCAAUCAGUUUGUUGUUUAGAGAUAUGA